Messenger RNA from Naegleria lovaniensis, 3333 nucleotides. RefSeq lists its product as uncharacterized. The record is from RefSeq and is a predicted model, not a curated record. The coding region runs from base 1 to 3333 and encodes 1110 amino acids. Lineage: Eukaryota; Heterolobosea; Eutetramitea; Acrasida; Naegleriidae. The transcript is spliced from 2 exons.
AUGUCCUCAAAUCUCGGCCCAACGGCUAUUCCUACCGAUCCCGAAGAUACACCUCAAAGAACUAUAGAUCCCUCGGAAAAGAGAAAGAAGGGUUCAACCUCAAACAAUUUUCUUAAUGAUCAUGAUGAUAUUCAGGAAAACAGAAAGAAAAAGCUGAAGCAGGACUCUUGGCCCGAAGAAACUCUUGUUUCUUCGUCUUUGAUGAGCAAUUCUUCAACAUGGUUGGAGGUUACAGGCUCAACAUCCAACUCGGAGCAACAAUUACACGAUCCUCAAUCCGUUGUGCUCAGAAUCAGCGCUUUUGAUGAAUGGACGGCACAUCAAAUUGCCUCUCUUCUUUGCAUGCCAAUGAGUAAGGGUGGUGCAUCGUUAGAGGUUCCUGAUAUCCAACUACUAUAUUGCAACGGUUUCAACGGAGCAUGUAUUAACAACAUUCUGCUGGACAUCAAAAGAGACAUGUCUAUCGCACACAAAAACAUGAUGGAAGACUUUCCUCAAGUUUCAUCAAGAGUAUGCAGGACCAUUAUUAAUUGGGUUAUUUGUACCCUGAAAGAGCGACUUGUUAAUUUAUGGACUGAAACCGAUGUCAAGUCUAAGCUUUGUCAACCAAAAUCUAAAGGAGGUAUUGAUUUGUCUAUGGACCAGGUGCAGAUGUUGUAUGAGGAAAAAUUAGACGGAACAAGUCUAUCAAUGAUCAUGAAAUUACUACAGGUUUACAACAACUUAUCUUCUGUUGAUAUAAUGAAACAAGUACUCAAAAAAGACAUUAAUUCAUCCACUUGCACUGCGGUUUUGAAUUGGGUAAACGAUAAUUUGCUAGAAAAGGACAAGAUACAAGUGGUGUUGCAAAACGUCGAACUGUUAUCCAGAGGAAUUGACGACCAUAACGAUGAUUCGUGGUUGCAAAAUCAAAUUCUUUCUCUAAACAUGGCUUCACAACUUGAAAUGGUAAACAGAGUAGAAAAGAUCUACCACGAAGCGUUGAUGAAAAUUACCAAGCAUCUUGAUCAAAAACUGUUUGAUCUAUCAGCAAUUCUUGCUUACAAACCAACCUCGUUACAUGUUGGAACUAUUGAAUCAAGCAUUCCUCCGUACGUUUCUCAUUUAUGUAAGAACAAAAUGCUUCCAGUUUCCAGGAUCGAUAACAAGUACACUUUUCGGAAACAUUAUCUACCUUAUAUUCCUUCGCUUCAAAUUACAACGAGUCAAGAACAGUUUCUUAGCGUUGAGAAUAAGGAAGCUUAUAUUAUUUUAUCACCAUCAGGAAUUGGGAAAACCUCACUGCUUAUUCGAACACUUUCUAAAUACCCAGGAUUACUUUUAACAGGAACAGCUUCUUAUGAAGGAGGGUCUAGACAAACAACAGAUGCUGCCGUUCAACAACUGAUGGCUCUUGUAAAUGGGCAAAGCAGGACAACUUCUUUUGGAUGUGUUAGACAAGUGAUACAAUUGUUACUCAUUUCUAAAUUGUUACACGUGAUUUGUUUGAUAGAGGAAGCACAGAAGAAUAAUGACGUGUUGAAACCAUUUGGUUGGAAAAUUUUACCAUAUCUAGCCUUUAAUCAAAGCAAUGGAAAUACCACACAAACUUGCAGAAUUUUUGUUGAACUCUCACAAGUUUACCAAUACACCACAAACCUGCCACAAUUACGAGAAAUUACAAGAAAAUUAAUCCAGUUCGUCAAGCAAAUGAUUUUUACAAAUUUUAGUGACCAGUUACCAAUCACACAUGUUUGGAACAAGUCUAACGAUUUGCCGUUUCUUAUUUGUGUAGAUGAAGCAAACAUUCUUGAAGAAACUUGUAUCCACAAAUAUCUCUCUUGUCGAGGAAACGAAAGAGGUGUUCUUUCAGUUAUGGCAGGGGAAAUUGAGAGUUUAAAGAAUGAUAAUAUUUCAAGUUUUUAUGCAGGCACAAAUGUUUCUAUUGACAUCUCACAAAUUGUUCAAUCAAAUUUAAUGAAAACUGAAGCAAAAUCUAUUGUCCAUUUCAUUACGCAGUUUGAAUACUUGAACAAAACAAAAUUUAUUAAUUAUUUAACACAACACAUCACUGUCGACCCAGCAAUGGAAAAUGAAAUCAACAAUUUAUCAAAUUCAUUUUUCCCAAUCAGAAUUCGUCAAGCUGCCUUGUUUUUGGAGAAUUAUUUGAACCGAGUAUUGAACAAAGAAAAAAUUGCAAUAGCAGACUGUUUCAGCUUGGGAAUGGAGUCUGCACGAAUGGAGAUUGAGAGAAACGUAAACAAUUUUUUCACAGCAAUUCCAGUUAAACAUCGAGAAGCCUAUAUCAAUGCAUUCAGUGGUAGUCUUUUCCAGUAUAUUAUUCAUCACAUGUAUCAUGACAUAUUGGGAUAUUACUUUGUGGAAAGAAAUCAAUACAGUGCUAGAAAUUUAUUGGUCUCUGGAUUAACUUGCCCCACCAAUGAAGCCAUGACAGAAUUUGAAGCAAAAGAUGCACUUGGGUUCCAAACAGCACAGCUAAUCCUCCGCCGUUUUAAUGCUCACGAAAGGAUUCAACCUUAUGAACUUGCCAAGCAAUUGUUAGAUAUUACACAUACAAGAGAGAAAACAGAAGUGGUUGUUGGACUACAUUUAUUGUCUUGUGAUGGAAAACAAUUGGAUGAACUGUUCUCUAAUUUACCAAAUACUAUGGAUGGAUCAACAAUAUUUCAUUGCACAAAACUAUUGAGUCCAAACAGUUAUAAGCAGUACUGUAUAGAGAAAUGGAAUGAAACAAAAGUGCUAUCAGGAGAAGAACUUUUUAUUUCACAUAUCAGGGACAAACAGUGGGACUUUUUAAAUGGAAUAGCUUUUAUGCCAUCUCACUAUUUUCAUCCAGAUAUAAUUGUUUUCUUCAAAGGAAAAUCAGGAGAAAUCAUUAAUUUUAACAUCAGUGUCAAGAUGUUAUCUGGAAAGGAAAUGAAGCAGGACAAAGGAUACAAAUCCACGAUCACAAAAUUGAUGUUUUUGAACAAUUACAAGCAGGUAGAUUUAUCGACCAUUCAGAAUUUGAAAACAGCUAAAUUUUCAUCAAGCGUUGAAUUACUUAAUUUUUUGAAUGGCAGCAACAAGAAGGACAAGAAAAACAUUCACUUUCCUGAAAACUCUUUUUGGAGCGCAAGCUUUGGUCAAAUCAUGGAAUCCUUAGACGCUGUAAAAACUGUUUCAGUGCUUAUUCACCUUCAUAAUAAGAAAGAUAUCAACCUGCGUAGAAAGGACUACCAAGACUGUUUGUAUGUUGAUCAGUCGUCUGCCGAACAAUUUUUUGGUAAGGCGUUGGCAGAGGGCUUCAAACAAUUUCUUACUAAGGUUGAACAAGAUGAAUCAAGGAUGUAA